This is a messenger RNA of Symsagittifera roscoffensis, 759 nucleotides long. Its product is annotated as synaptosomal-associated protein 25-A-like. Gene Ontology annotation, cellular component: SNARE complex; plasma membrane. Gene Ontology annotation, biological process: exocytosis; vesicle fusion. NCBI's taxonomy places the organism in Eukaryota, Metazoa, Xenacoelomorpha, Acoela, Convolutidae. The transcript has 4 exons. The coding region runs from base 1 to 759 and encodes 252 amino acids. Gene Ontology annotation, molecular function: SNAP receptor activity; syntaxin binding. The record is from RefSeq and is a predicted model, not a curated record.
AUGCCAGGGGGCAGCUACGACAACGACCAGAGAAGAGACGCCAAAUCUAUGCCAUCUGGCAGCAACGCUGGGGGAGAACAUCAUAAGGAGCUAAAGGGAGAGGGAGAGGGAGAUAAGAGGGGGAGGAAGAACAAUAAGGGGGAGAUGAAUGCAAUGGAUACUCAGGCUGAGAUCAACAGACUCCAGGACGAGGACUUGGAGGCGUAUCGUCGCAUGCACAAUCAAACUGAAAAAACGAAAGCAGUCGGUCAUAAAACCCUUCAGAAUCUGGGCGAACAAGGCGAGAAGUUAGAUGACAUCAACCGUCGUCUGGACUCGAUGGACAAGGACCUCAGCUCGGCCGAGAGGGACUUGGACGACCUGAAGGCCGGCUGUUGUGGGUGUGGCCAGAAGAUCAAACGCCAGAAGGGUGACAAAUACAGAGACAACUACCGGAAGAAAAGUGGCGAAUCUUCAGCCAAUUCUGCAUCUGAGGACAUCGGCAAGAAAAAGCACAAAAAAGGCAAAAAGAAAGAUGCGAGGUCCACCACCCCUCUGAGUCAGCGCCACUACGUGGACGAGAGGGAGCGGGAGAUGGCCGAAUACGACAGAGCGAUAGACGCGAACAUCCAGGAGUUGAAGGCACAGGCGAAUGCAAUGAGUGCAGAGAUAGACCGACAGAAUAAGCAGAUCGGAACCACCACCGCACACGCCAAGCGCAACUCGGAUAGGGUUGGACAGCUGAACACGGCCGCCGAGAGUGUACUAAAGAGCAAAUGA